UGCGCACGGUCAUAAGGCGAGCUUUGUUUAUUCUUCAGAGUUGGAGUAGUGGUCUGCACUGUAUUGCUUUUGGACUGUGCUGCGUACUGGGCUGUUAACAUGCAGAAGGAGUGAGAUGUGAUUUGUUGCGGGGUUUUAAAUGGGAAAUCUGCUGGGCAACCAGAGGCACAGGGAACCAAGUACGGUGGAGGAAUGUGACUCGACUUGGGAGACAGACUCGGAGAGCGAGGAACUGCAGGACCAUCAACCCGGAGACCACAUUACGGAGCCUAGAAGUGGCAACGAAGCAGAUUCCAAAGAAGGGGACGAAAGCAUCAACAUACAGAAUAAAGACACACGGGACUCUGCACCCAAACUGAAGAGGAGCUUUUAUGCUGCCAAAGACUUAUAUAAGUAUCGUCAUAGUUACCCUAACUCUAAAGAACACAGACAACCCAGUGAAUACCGCAACCUGAGGUUCUACUUGAAUACAAUUCCAUUGGUCCCUGAUGGUAUUUAUAUUGAAGAAAUUCUCACUAAGUGGAAAGGAGACUAUGAAAAACUGGAGCAUAACCACACCUACAUACAAUGGCUUUUUCCAUUACGAGAGCAAGGCUUGAAUUUUUAUGCCCAAGAACUAACUCAAGCUGAGAUUAAGGAAUUUCAAGGCACUAGGGAAGCCAAAAGACGAUUUCUUGUGGCGUACACAGUGAUGCUGGAUUUCUUUGGAAUAAAACUGCUGGACAAAAAUGGAACUGUUGCCCGAGCUGCAAACUGGCAGGAUAGGUUUCAGCACCUGAAUGAAUCUCAACACAAUUAUUUACGAAUCACCCGCAUUUUAAAAAGCCUGGGUGAGCUGGGAUUUGAGAGUUUCAAAGCCCCCCUGGUGAAGCUGUUGCUGGAGGAGGCUCUUGUUGAGGAGACCAUGCCCAACAUGGUGCACAGCGUCCUGGAGUACUUUGUUUACACCAUCCGGAACAGAAAGGAGAGAAGAGUCCUGCUGCGGUUUGCUCAGCUGCACUACCAACCUCCUGAACAUUUCAUCUGGGGCCUGCCAAAGAAGAGGAAACCCGGUGCCAAAAUAAAUUGCACUCAAGAGAAAAAUACAGCCAGGUCUAAACCCACAAGGGAGGCUGUGGCAAAAAACACUGCUUCUCUGCAUACCAGUGGUGACAGCAGCACAGGGAAAACUGAAAAUAACAGGAGUGACAAAACAGAGAAUGAGAAUCAGGCAAAAACAGCCAAUCCAGCUAGUACAGAUGGGCAAGUCUUCAAAACAGAAGAAAAAUCUUCAAAGAAUGGGAAACCAUCUGUUGCAAAUAAACCGAAACAGGCUAACACUUUCAAGAAGAAACCAGAGCAAGGGGGAAGGGUAGAAAAGCAAAAUCAGAAAUGAAAGAAUCUGAUGCUUGUGUAGUAUUAGUCCUCUCUCGGGCAUCCCAGCAAAGAAAGUAUUCUUUUUCUGGACAAUAGGAUGACUGUAGCAAUACCUGUUCACUGCCUUGCACCUUUGAAAAUGUGGCAGAAACAGCAGCUUACAGUGUUGAACAACACAUGAAAAGUUUACAAGAAACACAUUAUCUUGCUUUUGCUGUUUUAUUUGUGUGAAUAAAAAAAAUAUCUAAGCUGUCAGGAAAAUUUCUGCGAUAUUGACAACACAGGAUAUGGCAAAGGUAAUGUGUUUCUUGUAAACACUGCAGGUAAUGCUUUAAGCUAAUACAGAUAAAUGCAGAAGUAAAGCCUUGCUUAUAGGACUUUGUUCAUUUUCAUGUCUGUGGUUUGUGCAUUUUAAAUGUUUGUUAUAAACAUUUGCUGUAGUUCUUGGUUGGCUGGCCCUCUAGAAGGACCGUAACGUAGAAAAACCGAGAGUAACUCUAUUUAAUAGAUGCUGUUGUACAGAAAAGCACCUUUUCUGUGGCUGUUAUAGUCUUCCUUUAUGAUUUCCAUUACAUGAAAGUAUGUGUUAAAACUUCAUGCUGAUAUUGGACUCAGCUGUCACCAAGAUAAACACCAACGAAGACAUAGCUUCUUUUACUGUAAACGAAUGUGAUCCAUCUGCAUUUCAUUCCAUCUGAUGAUGUAGAUAUCCUUCUGCCUGGUGUUGAUGGCUGAAGUGUAAUGCUGGCUCCAGGGAUCAGCCUAUUUUGCCUCCCAGGUGUAUCAGCACACAUAACGGCUACAAUGCUGGCUCCAGGGAUUAACCACAGUGCGGCCUCCCUAGCGCAUCAGCGUGACAACUGUCUGGACUGAGCUGAGUAGUGUACUUCUCUGGGGUCUUCAUGUGGGCACCUUCCAUCCUUGGUGUUUCGUCGACUAGCCCAUGACACCUUAAAAGGGCUCGACUGUGAUUCUGGUGUCCCAGCAUCACCCCCCUCCGUCCCCCACUCAACUAAACCCAGCUUGCAUUACCUUCCUUUCCAUCGACAUUGCUUUCGUUCUACAGUGCUUGAGGUCCCCAACCAGAAUCUUUUCAUCUCAACCAGAGCCAGUUGCUGCUCCUCUCUGCUUCUUCAGAUAGGUUCUUCACUAUGCUUUGCAACUCUUGACCACUGAAUCCGAUGUCUCUGAGAAACUGGGUUGUGGAAUGUGCCACAAAUCCUCGACAACCCACCUCCACUGGGUAAACCUGGACUCUCCAUCCUUGCUGUUCCGCUUCAGCAGCUAGUUGACCACACCGAAGUUUCUUCCUUCAUACACCUGAUCCACAGCAUCCUCCCAUGGCACUGUUAACUACCAGGUGAACAAGCCAUGCUGAUCUAGACCACAAGACUAUCAGGUCAAAGGUUAGUGGUGGCAGUCUCAGGUGGGAAAAUAAGCCGUUGUCCAACAUCUGCCAGCAUUUUCCACUUUCUAGCAGCUUCCAAUUGUUCUAGACGAGUUUUGGUUUUAAUACCUUUUCUUGGCGGUUGCUCCCGUGGACGGAUGAAUGUUGUUCUUCGUGUGUCAUAUUACUGGAACUGGUGGCAACCUGUUGGUCAUGCUGCACUUGUCUUCCAAUGCCAAGGCCAAACAUCGCAGCACCUGGUCAUCACGCCAAGUAAACCGUCCUUGGCUAAGACCCACUGAUCUUGCAUUGUUCCACACUCUCUCAUCUCGUCCAUUCUCCGUGCUUGGCCUGGGAAACUACCUUUACGCACCUCAUCCUCUCCUCCUGCUUUUGCACCUCAUUGACUACCAGCUUCCUCUGUUGAGCUGGGGCUGCUUUGUGCCAUGUAGGAGGAGCUGAACAUCUUCCACAGCUUCCUUUGCCGCCCCCUUUCUUCCAGUUUUCAACACAGGUGCUGCCUCCCUCACACAUUCGUCGUGUGACUCCUCCAAUGUCAUUUCCAAUUGAACCUUGGCGCACUUAAACUCUUUGGUUAGAGCUGAGACUGGCAGCUGCAGUAUCCCUUUACCAUACAGUCCCACUCUGUUGAGGCAGCAUGGAACUCCUAACUAUUUCCUGAUGUAUGAACUGAUCAACGCUUCCAGCUUCUCUACUAUAGUCAAGGAAACUUCAUACACAGUGAGUGGCAAUAGAAGUCUUGGCAGUAGACCAAACUGAAAGCACCAGGGUUUAAGUUUUCCUGGUAAAGCGCUGCUGUCUAUGCUUUUCAACCCUUGCACUGCUUGUUGCCUCACUUCUCCCACACAAACUGUGUCCUUUAGGUCCCCAUCAUACCAUCUCCCAAGACUUUUCACAGGCUUCUCAGACACUUUGAUAUUGCCUCACCGUUAAUGUAGAACCUCUUAUCCACUACUUUACCUUUAAUUAUAGAGAUGUUCCUUGACUUAGUGGGCUUGAAUUGCAUUCGUGCCCAUUCAAUGUUAUUGAUUAGUUUGCCCAAUAACCGAUUAGUGCAGGCUACUGUUGUAGUCAUGAUUGUCAUGUCAUCCAUGUAUGCUCUAAUUGGUGGCAGUCAGUCACCAGAACGCAGAAGCCAAGCGAUCUCCUCCCCCUACCCAUUUUGACGCCCUAAUAAUUACUUCCAUUUCCAUGAUCAAAGCCAGUGGUGAAAUGGUGCAUCCUGCCAUUAUGCCAAUUUCUAAACAUUGCCAUUUAGUGGUGAAAUCUGAAGUUGAAAAACAAAAUUGCAAAUCUCUGAAGUAGGCUUUCAUUAAGUUUGUUAUUGUCCUCGGUACACUGAAAAAAAUCAAAUGCUGCCCAAAGAAGUUCAUGUGGUACUGAACCGUAUGCAUUAGCUAAAUCCAGCAAUGUCACAUGGAGCUCCUUCCUCUCCUUUUCAGCUGAUAUACUGGCUUUCUUUACUGAAGUGUCAAUGAAGCAAUUAUUCAAUAGGUAAGAUGAUAAUCUGUGAGCAACAAUGCUAAAUAAAAUCUUGCCUUCCAUGUUUAACAGGGAAAUAGGGCGGAACUGACCAAUACUUGUAGAAUCUUUUUCUUUGGGUAUAAAGACCCCAACUGCUCGGCGCCAUGCUCUUGGUACAACCUGUUUUUCCCAUGCUAUUUUCAUCAAUUUCCACAGGAACUCCAGGGGCUCUCUUAUACACUCUGUAUGGAACUCCAUUAGGCCCAGGAGAUGAUGGCGCCCUUGCCUUUUUCACAGCUUGCUCUACUUCUUUCCACUUAGGUACGCAGUCCUCCAUUUGGUUUUCUGGUGGAUUGAUAGGUGGGAUGUCUGAAAGAAGCACCUUUUCUGUGACUGUUACAAUUUUCCUUUAUAAUAACCUGUCUCGUUCCAGAUGCUCCUGGCUGAUUUUUAUGUUUAAUUUUUUAAUACUGCUUGACGUUUUUGUUGUCUAUUGGAUUGUUUCAAGUAUAACCUUAAAUAUAUCAGCUCUGUAUAGAUUUGACUUUCUUUGCUGUAAAACUAUAUGCUCAUUUUAAAGUAGGAUUACCAUUUAUUUAUUUUUUUUACAGCAGUGUAUGAAAAUUGCCACUAAGUUUAUUUAUUAGAUAUACCUGUUCUUUAUAGGAGCAUGUCUUUCAUUUAAAAAAAAAUAUGAAGUGCCUCCUUUUUCUAUGUGUGACAGAGCUUAAUUGAGUACAGGGAAUAAAUGCUUUCCAAACCUUUUUCCAGGUUACUGAAUUCAGUAUUUAGUAUUUUGCACUUGUAGCUAACUAGAUAAGAACCCACUAAAGCAAAAAGAACUGGGGACAGAAAAAAGCAACAAUUUGUACUUUCAAGUUAUUUGCGAUUAAUAAAACUAUUAUUUCUCAAAUAUAGGAAAUAUAUUCCUUGUUCUUCCUAUCUAUAGUGUGUAUAUAUUAGUGCUGGGACACUGAAACAGGGCGAGCAGCCCUGUACAGUAUUUGUUUAUUUUAUUUUAGAACGGGGUCCCCCACCGCCCGUGUUAUUUUGUGUUUGUUUGUUUGUUGCUGCUGCUGCUUCCGCUGCUUCCUGCAGCUCUUUUUCCCCAUCCUCGCUUUACUGCAACAACGAAAAAAAAACCGUACUGGCAAAAUUGAAAAAAAAAACUGCGGUACCCGCUAUGGCCUGAGUCCUGGAGGUGCUGGUAACCCCACUUUUAACACCACGUGUGACAGGAUGGCGUGUGUGAUGACGUCAGGCCAGAAGCAGGAACUGAAACUGGAUACCGCAGGUUGGGUGCAAUGGCGUUUGCGCCGUCUUUAUUCAAAAUUCAACAAAUAUAAACCAAAUGUUUUUAACAAAAAGAGAAAACUGCUCACCGAGUAAAAUAAACAGUUAAACAAAAAAAACAAUUCACGAACACAAAAAAGAAAAUACAAUAACUGGUCCAGGUCAGGCUGAGCUGUAGCCGUCACUGUUCCUGGACUUAUUCUUAAACCUAAAGCUUUUUUUCUCUCUCUCUCUCUCCCUCGUUGCUCUCGCUCCUACUACACCACCACCCCGAGCUGGAGAGCUGCAGACUUUUUAUACAGGUGACCAUCUCCCGAUUAGCAACAAAUUAAAUCACCUAAAUAAUUCGGGAGAUGGCCACCUUCUGCACGAGUUUUCUACUAAACGGCUACGCCGUCACAAAUACAUAAAUAAUAAUAUACGCAGCGCUUCGCCGUCCUAAAACACAAUAAAUAAAUAAACAAACAAACAAACACAAAAUAACACGGGCGGAGGGGGACCCCGUUCUAAAAUAAAAUAAACAAAUACUGUACUAAAAUAAACAAAUACUGUACAGGGCUGCUCACCCCUGUUACAGACACAUGUCCAAAUAUUCAAACAAAUAUGUUUUGACAUAUUCGGAUACAAAAAUCAGAUGUUGGUAUUCACUAGAAAUGACAAAAAUACCUUGCACUUAUUUACCGCCAGACCAGAAGUUGCGAGACAGUUUCAAAAAUGGCAAAUGAAAAAGAGCUCUGUGUGAUAUGUGAGAUUAAUAUAUAAAAAAAAAAGAAAA
Messenger RNA from Acipenser ruthenus (sterlet), 6296 nucleotides. RefSeq names its product opioid growth factor receptor-like protein 1. Gene Ontology annotation, molecular function: opioid growth factor receptor activity. Lineage: Eukaryota; Metazoa; Chordata; Actinopteri; Acipenseriformes; Acipenseridae. The transcript has 7 exons. The coding region runs from base 140 to 1375 and encodes 411 amino acids. The record is from RefSeq and is a predicted model, not a curated record. Gene Ontology annotation, cellular component: membrane.